Messenger RNA from Trichosurus vulpecula (common brushtail), 838 nucleotides. RefSeq names its product granzyme B-like. NCBI's taxonomy places the organism in Eukaryota, Metazoa, Chordata, Mammalia, Diprotodontia, Phalangeridae. The record is from RefSeq and is a predicted model, not a curated record. Gene Ontology annotation, cellular component: intracellular membrane-bounded organelle; cytoplasm. The transcript is spliced from 5 exons. Gene Ontology annotation, biological process: proteolysis. Gene Ontology annotation, molecular function: serine-type endopeptidase activity. Bases 1 to 759 code for a protein of 252 amino acids.
AUGUAUUUCCUAUUCCCCCUCUUGCUGGCCUUCCUUCAAGCUGCUGUUACGAGAGCUGGGGAGAUCAUUGGAGGCUGGGAGGCAAAGCCCCAUUCCCGGCCAUACAUGGCAAAUCUGAAGUACUGGGAUGAAAAUGGAACAGAAUAUAGGUGUGGUGCUUUCCUUGUUCGAGAGGAUUUUUUGCUGACAGCAGCUCACUGCUGGGGAAGUAAAAUGAGCAUCCUUCUGGGAGCACACAACAUCCAGAAGCCAGAAAAGACCCAGCAGUGCAUUCCUGUGCUCAAAGCUAUUCCCCACCAACUAUACAACCGCUGGACCUUCAAAAAUGACAUUAUGUUGGUGAAGCUGGCGAAGAAGGCCAAGUUGAAUAGAGCUGUGAAUCUCUUGGCCUUACCCCAGAAGAAGGACAAGGUGAGGCCUGGAAAGAGAUGUCUUGUGGCAGGUUGGGGGAGUACAACAACACCUGAAAAGAACUAUCCAGACACACUGCAGGAGGUGGAGCUAAAAGUGAGAAAGGAGCGUGAGUGCAUGGACAAAUAUGGCUCAAAGUAUUAUGGUUCUACCCAGAUGUGCGCUGGAGAUCCUGGAGACAAAAAGGCUUCUUUUCGGGGGGACUCUGGAGGUCCUCUCGUGUGUGAUAGAGUGGCCCAGGGCAUCGUCUCCUUUGGUCGGAGUAAUGGCAAAAACCCUCCUGUUUAUACUCGGAUCUCCAGCUUUUUACCAUGGAUCAAGAAAACAAUGAACUCUCAUGAGUACUAGGCAUCAGGUGACACCCUGCUCUCAAAACUGGAUUCUUUCUCUCUGGGGACACCGUGCCCUAAAGUGGCCCCUGGAUACA